This is a messenger RNA of Cornus florida, 1425 nucleotides long. RefSeq lists its product as uncharacterized. NCBI's taxonomy places the organism in Eukaryota, Viridiplantae, Streptophyta, Magnoliopsida, Cornales, Cornaceae. The coding region runs from base 1 to 1425 and encodes 474 amino acids. The transcript has a single exon. The record is from RefSeq and is a predicted model, not a curated record.
AUGUACAAGUCGUAUACUAAUUGGAUAUGGCACGGGGAGGGUACUGUUAACAUCACUAGUACUGUUAAUACAGAAUAUGAUGUUAAUACCGACAAUGGGGAUAAUGCCGAUGAGGGACGUGGAAACGAAGACAAUGUAUUUGAACUGCUGGAUAAUGUGCGAAUGGGAACAUUCACUAAUGCAGAACAAGCAGAAGAUCCACUUGAAGUUGAUGUGGGAGACGAAAGAUUUAAGAAAUUGCUAAAUGACGCACAAUGUGAAUUGUGGCCAGGUUGUCAGAAAAACUCUAAGUUGUCAGCAAUAUUAAAGUUGUUCCAUAUGAAAGUUGUAGGUCGAAUGACCAACAAAAGUUUUGACAUGUUGCUUAAGUUGCUAAAAGAGGAGUUGCUUCCUGAUGACAACGUGUUGCCAAAGUCAUAUUACGAGACUAAAAGCUUGUUACGUGACUUGGGUCUCGGAUACGAUUCCAUCCAUGCAUGUAAAAAUGAUUGUGCUCUAUUCUGGAAGGAGAAUGAAGGUAAAGAAUGUUGUCCACAGUGUGGUGAGUCAAGGUAUAAAUCUCGCGAAGGUAAAGGUAAGAAAAUUCCUCAAAAAGUUCUACGAUACUUUCCUUUGAAACACAGGCUUCAACAAUUGUUUAUGUCAAGGGAUAUAGCCGUAGACAUGCGGUGGCAUAAGGAGAAACGCGUCAAAGAGACAAAUGUGUUAAGACAUCCAGCUGAUUCAAAAGCUUGGGAGGAAUUUGACAAUAAGCAUAGUUGGUUUGCUGCCGAUCCUCGUAAUGUUCGUCUCGGGUUAGCAUGUGAUGGUUUUAAUCCAUUUGGUAACAUGAGCAAUGCUUAUAGUAUGUGGCCUGUAAUUAUUGUGCCUUACAAUUUGCCACCUUGGAUAUGUAUGAAGGAACCAUAUAUGUUUAUGUCAUUGCUUAUUCCUGGUCCUAAAUCACCUGGUAAUGACAUUGAUGUGUACCUGCGACCGUUGAUCGAUGAGUUGAAAGAAUUGUGGAUGGAUGGUGUGAUGACAUAUGAUGCCUAUAGCAAAUCUCACUUUAACAUGCAUGCGGGGUUGAUUUGGACUAUACAUGAUUUUCCCGCCUAUGCGAUGACAUCCGGAUGGAUGACAAAGGGUUAUAUGGCAUGUCCAAAUUGUAACAAACACACAUGUUCUUAUUAUUUGAGUCAUGGAAAGAAGAUAUGUUACUUGGGAGCUCGUAUUUUUUUGUCAUCCGAACACGCUUAUAGGAAGCGUUAUAAGCAAUUUAAUGGUGAGAAGGAAGAAAGACAGCCACCAAAGCAGUUGACUGGUGAUGAUAUUCUAGAACAACUUAAUCUCAUACCCGAGGUUAGAUUCGGAAAAGGACCAAACAAUAAGAAGCGGACUCGUGGGAAGGAGGAACUUUUGGACAAAAAAGAGUAUAUUCUUUGA